AAUGUGUCCCGUGUUUUUCUGACGUAAUCUCGCGGUAAACAGCGAGAGUGUAGUAGAAGCCGGUUUGGCGCAGUACGCGGUCACUCAGGUAGCGGUAAAUUAAUCCAUUUUAAUUGAAAACCUGCAGAACCUGACCCAGGUUCGGAUAAUUCUGGGUUCAUUUCGGACCCAGCGGACAUUCUGCUCUGUUUAAACCGGGUAAACGGGUUUUAGCGGCCGCUGGAGGCGCUGACAGUCCGGACUAUAAUCCCACUAACGGACCGUUUUUAUCGGAUUCGGCCCACGGAGGAGCCGUUCUGAGAACCGGACCAGAACCGAACAGGUUCUGCCCGGGAAUUGUGAGAGGCAGAUCCGGGUCAGGAGGACGGUUCUGGUUCAUAUUGUAGAAGCUGAACUGGGAUUGUUCUGGAGCAGAUGGAGGGAUAUGUGACGUGGUGCUAGUCUGUCCAUUGGUCCGGUUCGGUUCGACCCGGUUCAGUCGGAACUUCAUGAUCCAGCCGCAGGGGACCCGCCUGGUCGCCGGGCUGUUCUGCCAGUGUCGGUCCGCGGAGACCCACGCCGGCGUGGACCCGGGCGGGGGCUGCGGGCCGGCCCCGGUCAGCCCGCAGCCCCCCCCGGACUCCCGGUCCGGUUCGGACAUCCCGGACCAAGCGUGCGACGUGUGCGGAGGUCCGGAGCAGGAGCACCGGCUGAAGGUUCUGUUCGAGAUCCUGGACGUGAACGGGGACGGCGGGAUCUGCGUGAACGACCUGAGCAUCGGCCUGAAGAAGCUGGGGGUCCACCGAACCGAGCACGAGCUGCGGCGCAUGGUGACGGCGGGCGAUAAGGACCUGGACGGCCAGCUGGACUUCCAGGAGUUCGUUCAGUAUCUCCGGGAUCAUGAGAAGAAGCUGCGGCUCGUCUUCAAGAGUCUGGACAGGAAGAACGACGGCCGGAUCGACUCGCAGGAGAUCAUGCAGUCGCUGCGGGAUCUGGGGAUCCACCUGACGGAGGAGCAGGCCGAGGAGAUCCUGAGGAGAAUAAGGGCGGGGUUCAUCUGGACCCCGGUCCUGCACAUGGAUAAAAACGGCACCAUGACCAUCGACUGGGACGAGUGGCGGGACUACCACCUGCUGCACCCGGCCGACAACAUCCCCGAGAUCAUCCUGCACUGGAAGCACUCCACGAUCCUGGACGUUGGCGAGAGCAUCGUCGUCCCGGACGAGUUCACCGCGGAGGAGAAGAAGACCGGCAUGUGGUGGCGCCACCUGGUGGCCGGAGGAGGCGCCGGCGCCGUGUCCCGGACCUGCACGGCGCCGCUGGACCGGCUGAAGGUUCUGAUGCAGGUCCACGCCUCCAAAACCAACAGCAUGCGCAUCGGCAGCGGCUUCCUGCAGAUGAUCCGCGAGGGCGGCGUGCGCUCGCUGUGGAGAGGAAACGGCAUCAACGUGAUCAAAAUCGGUCCAGAGUCCGCCAUCAAGUUCAUGGCCUACGAGCAGAUUAAACGGCUCAUCGGGAGCAACCAGGAGACGUUGGGGAUGACCGAGAGGUUCGUGUCAGGAUCUCUGGCUGGGGCGAUCGCCCAGAGCAGCAUCUACCCCAUGGAGGUUCUGAAGACCCGGUUGGCCCUGAGGAAGACGGGUCAGUACUCUGGGAUCCUGGACUGCGCCAAACACAUCCUGCAGAGGGAAGGCGUGGCGGCGUUCUACAAGGGCUACGUCCCCAACAUGCUGGGCAUCAUCCCGUACGCCGGCAUCGACCUGGCCGUCUACGAGACCCUGAAGAACUCCUGGCUGCAGCGCUUCGCCACGGACAGCGCCGACCCGGGAGUCUUUGUGCUGCUGGCCUGUGGCACCACCUCCAGCACCUGCGGGCAGCUGGCCAGUUACCCGCUGGCGCUGGUCCGGACCCGGAUGCAGGCGCAAGCCUCGCUGCCGGCCGGCCCCCAGCUCUCCAUGUCGGCCCUGUUCCGGCUCAUCGUCCGUACGGAGGGCCCGCUCGGCCUCUAUCGGGGCCUCGCCCCGAACUUCAUGAAGGUCGUCCCGUCCGUCAGCAUCAGCUACGUCGUCUACGAACACCUCAAGAGGUCGCUGGGGGUCCAGUCCAGGUGAACCGGACCCGACCGGAACCUUCGACCCAGAACCGGUUCUGAUCUCUGAACUCGGUGACCCGGAUCGGACCGGAACCGACCCGCUGAUCUUCAUCAUGUCUGAUGAGGAUGAUGAUCCGGUUCCAUCUGGUUCUGGACCAUUAAGACGAACCGGUUCUGUUCUGGUGGACCAUCUCAGCUCCUCCGGGUUUGAGGUUCUGGAUCAGAACCAGAACCGCCCUGUCCCGUCUGACCGGGAUGGAUUCCCUCCAGAACUCGACCCAGAUCAAACCCAGAGGGACGGGUCAACAGAACCUCAGCGGCACCACGCGGACACCGGGACUCCGUCACCAUGGCAACCAGCAUCACGUCAUUUCCGGUAACAUGAUCCCAGCAUGAGGCAUUCAUGUUGCAUGGGAAAACUCAAACCUUCCUGAUCAUAGAAACUAGAAACACUCCUGAACUCACAGAACUGAUUCCCUACCGGACCGAACCGGCCGGAUCCGAACGGACCGGACCGGUCCGGUCCGGUCCCCUCAGCUGGUCUCUUCUAUUUAUUUCAGUAUUUAUUGGUUUCGCUGAUCAUGAUGAAACUGAUUGUUUGGAUCGAACCAGAAGGUUCUGCUUAAAACUGAAACACUGAAUGUUUUCAUUCUCUGACCCAUCAGAACCACCAGAACCAUCAGAAUAAAGGCUGGAAUGUUUCACUCUG
Messenger RNA from Xiphophorus hellerii (green swordtail), 2780 nucleotides. It is a transcript of the gene slc25a25b, whose product is annotated as solute carrier family 25 member 25b. Gene Ontology annotation, molecular function: calcium ion binding. Lineage: Eukaryota; Metazoa; Chordata; Actinopteri; Cyprinodontiformes; Poeciliidae. The record is from RefSeq and is a predicted model, not a curated record. Gene Ontology annotation, cellular component: mitochondrial inner membrane. The transcript is spliced from 11 exons. The coding region runs from base 489 to 2090 and encodes 533 amino acids. Gene Ontology annotation, biological process: transmembrane transport.